CUCACCACUAUUACCACCACCACCUUUCAUUGCUGCUUAUUUCAGUUCAAAAUCUUUCACACUCCAUAACCACAAAUCAGUAAAUCGCCGCUAUACGUAGCUCUUCGCCCACUCUCAAAUCCCUCCUUGAACCCGAGCCAUCGUGCACUUCUUCUGAAUGGAUUCAGAAUCUGUUGACUCAUCAUCUCAACCUACCGUUAAAGCCUCUGAUGUUGAACAUUCUGCUGCUGCUGUCUCUCAGCAAGAUGAUAGUGCACAUCAAACUCCCUCUGUUUCAUAUCCUUCUGGCAUAUCAUCUUGGGCUAGAAGUGUGAAAUUUCCAGAGUCCUUGGGAGCAGCACAAAAGGCCUCACAGAAUGGAAAUGCUGGGAUGUCAACAUUUUCACGUUUCACUAGCGGGUUAGGGUUGCGGAUGCCUCCAAUGGCUCCUGCACCAGAUGAGAAUAAUGAAGGAAGGACAGCAACUGCCCAAUCUGGCGUUUUUGAAUCAUUCACAAAAGGGUUAGUUGACUCAUCUCGGACUGCAGUGAAGGCUAUGCAGGUCAAAGCACGUCAUAUUGUGUCCCAAAACAAACGAAGAUACCAGGAGGGAGGAUUUGAUUUGGAUAUGACAUAUAUCACCGAGAAUAUAAUUGCUAUGGGGUUCCCUGCUGGUGAUAUAAGCUCUGGGCUUUUUGGAUAUUUUGAGGGAUUCUAUCGAAAUCAUAUGGAAGAAGUGAUCAAGUUUUUUGAAACUCAUCACAAGGGAAAAUAUAAAGUCUACAAUCUUUGCUCAGAGAGGUUGUAUGAUGCAUCACUAUUUGAGGGAAAGGUUGCAAGCUUCCCAUUUGAUGACCAUAAUUGUCCCCCUAUCCAACUCAUAAAAUCAUUUUGUCAAAGUGCAUAUUCAUGGUUGAAGGAGGACAUUGAGAAUGUUGUUGUUGUUCACUGUAAAGCUGGUAUGGCAAGGACUGGAUUGAUGAUUUGUAGCCUUCUCUUGUUCCUUAAGUUCUUCCCAACAGCCAAUGAGGCCAUGGAUUACUACAACCAGAAAAGAUGCAUUGAUGGGAAGGCUCUGGUUCUCCCAAGUCAGAUUAGGUAUGUAAAAUACUUUGAGCGUGUCUUAACAUACUUCAAUGGAGAAAUUCAGCCUGGACGUAGGUGCAUGCUUAGGGGAUUUCGGAUACACAGGUGUCCUUAUUGGAUUAGGCCCUCCAUUACUGUCUCUAAUCAUAAUGGAAUUCUGUUCUCAACGAGAAAGCAUCCAAAAACAAAGGAUCUAAUGCCAGAAGAUUUCUGGAUCGGUGCACCAAAGAAAGGGAUUGUGGUCUUUGCUCUACCUGGAGAGCCUGGUCUGACCGAGUUGGUGGGGGACUUUAAAAUCCAUUUUCAUGACGGCCAAGGAGAUUUCUACUGUUGGUUAAAUACAACAAUGACGGAAAACAGAAAAAUGUUACACACAUCUGAUUUUGAUGGUUUCGACAAGAGAAAAUUGCCUUCUCCAGGAUUCCAGGUCGAAGUUGUGAUGAUAGAUUAUGAUGGCACUUUACCGAUGAGGUCAAAAGCUGAUUCUGUCAACAAGCAAUCUGAUAGUUGCUCGAGUUGCGUUCCUAAUUCAAAUACUGGGGUGCCUGCUAAUUCCAACCGAAGUAAGGUCUCUCGGAGUGAAGACAAUGACGAUGUAUUCUCCGAUAGCGAGGGAGAGGAGACUGGGGCUUCAAGGAGCAGGCAAGCUCAAGCUACUUCUGGAGCCGGAUCUGCUGCAACUGGUCAUGCAUCUAGUGCCACAGCAGAGAAAAUUGGGAGUUUGACUCAUAGAACUGAUCACCUGUCAUUCAGGAGCCAGGAACCUGCACAAACUACUGCUUCCAAAGAAGCAACUACUGAUGGAGCUGGGAAACCUUCCUCGGGCAUUGAGACCCCUAACCUGGACUCGGCAGCGAUAAGUGAUAUCAAGGCAAUUGCUGCCGAUGCUUCAGUAUUCAGUUUUGGGGAUGAAGAAGAUUUUGAAAGUGAUUGAAGCAGUAUUGAGUUUCGCUCCGGGCUGUAACUCGAUGAAAAGCACUUGUACAUACAACCAUUUUAAACAAAUGACAAGAUAGAAUUGUUGAAUAUCAGGGGCAGCGGAUAUUGAUUGAAUUCGUUAAUUUCUGUAUUUCUGUUAAUUCCAAACACCUAGUAAUAUGAUUUUGCCAA
This is a messenger RNA of Alnus glutinosa, 2175 nucleotides long. RefSeq names its product phosphatidylinositol 3,4,5-trisphosphate 3-phosphatase and protein-tyrosine-phosphatase PTEN2A-like. The coding region runs from base 158 to 1999 and encodes 613 amino acids. The transcript is spliced from 13 exons. NCBI's taxonomy places the organism in Eukaryota, Viridiplantae, Streptophyta, Magnoliopsida, Fagales, Betulaceae. Gene Ontology annotation, cellular component: cytosol. The record is from RefSeq and is a predicted model, not a curated record. Gene Ontology annotation, molecular function: phosphatidylinositol-3,4,5-trisphosphate 3-phosphatase activity. Gene Ontology annotation, biological process: dephosphorylation.